CUACGUAUUUGGAUAGUGCCAGCGGCCGACGCAAUGGCAGCAGACUCCGCAGCUGGCGCGGAUGAUGACCCAGAUGAUGCGAAAAAGCUGUUGAAAUGGCAGGAAGAACGUAUCGCCCGACGGCUACGAGGACAAUACGAAUCCGCUACUCUCCACCUCUCGGAGCUGAUACACAACAACCUCUCGACCCCGUUGAAUAUUCACUCAGUACGGGUUGAAGGUGCAAAUAACACUCGAGGAUCGUUUCUCGGCUUUCUGAUUAACCCCGUUCUGCUCUCUGAGCCUCACACCGAUGUGCAGUCAGUCCUACACGCUACACGAUCUAUUGCCGACGUCCUCCUACGAACGGAAACAUUCAGCUCUGUAGAAGCCCGCAUAGAGCAUGCAAGAGACGAGAUAGCAGGCCCUAGGGAUGUCGAUCUUGUAUUUAAAACCCGUGAAAGAGGGAGGUGGUUUGUCAAGUCGGCUACGGAGUUCGGGAAUAACGAGGGGAGCGCGAGUAUAACUGCCCGUAUGCUCAACGUACUUGGUGGUGCUGAAACCUUUGAGGCAAACGUAUCCGCCGGAACAACUACACGCAAAUCUUUCCAAGGAACAUUAUCUGCCCCCAUGACCUCUGACCUCAAUUGUCGCGCUGACUUCACGGUGUUCGGACUACAUAGAGAUCACACAAGCUUCGCGAGCUGCUCAGAGAUCUUACGUGGCGCGAAAGCUGUUGUCAGGGGCGGGAAACCAAUUUCUGGGAUGCACGAACUUGCCUACGAAGCAGUUAUCAGAAAUAUCGGUGGGCUGACGCCUACUGCUUCGAUGAGCAUGCGAGAAGCUGCUGGUACAACGUCCAAAUCGGCGGUGUCAUACACAUAUACACUCGAUACGAGAGACGAUCGCGUUAUGUCAACGCGCGGAAUGUAUGGUAAAAUAUACCAGGAACUGGCUGGAUUAGGCGGAGACGCGUCUUUCUACAAGGCUGAGGCCGAGAGUCAACUGUCACGGCCAUUACUGCCAGGCGUCUCAGGAUCGAUUGCCCUGCGCUCGGGUAUUAUGUGGGCCCUCUCAAAGCCAACCCUGUUCCCCGAUAGAUUUCAACUUGGCGGACCUCUGUCUGUACGCUCAUUUCAGUCAAAUGGUUUGGGUCCAAGAGAUGGACCCGAUUCCUUGGGUGGUGAUAUUUAUUGGUCCGCAGGCCUCAGUAUAAUAUCGAACAUUCCGAAGAAGGCACACUGGCCGGUUAAAGCCCACGUCUGGUUGAAUGCUGGACGUCUGGAUGCCAUGAAUCGAUCCCGUUCAGUGGUCGAGAACAUCAAGGACACUGUUACACGACCGUCCGUGUCUGCAGGUGUCGGUUUGAUAUAUAAAUUUGACCCCGUUCGUGUGGAGGUCAAUGUCGGUGUGCCGUUGGUAGCGAGUCGGAGUGACGGGACUAGACGAGGCGUGCAGGUCGGAAUAGGGUUAGAAUUUUUGUAAAAAAUCAAAAGGGUACUUGAUUUUGACGCGAUCUGAAACGGUAACCACCAAAUAUUUGCACCCUGCCGGCGGG
Desarmillaria tabescens is the source of this 1537-nucleotide messenger RNA. RefSeq names its product surface antigen-domain-containing protein. The transcript has 9 exons. NCBI's taxonomy places the organism in Eukaryota, Fungi, Basidiomycota, Agaricomycetes, Agaricales, Physalacriaceae. Bases 34 to 1464 code for a protein of 476 amino acids. The record is from RefSeq and is a predicted model, not a curated record. Gene Ontology annotation, cellular component: outer membrane. Gene Ontology annotation, biological process: protein insertion into mitochondrial outer membrane.